UACGUGGGGCUUCGCCGGCCUUUGCAGUUAGACGGCGGUUCCUUUCUCCCCAUCCCCCAGGUGGAGAAAGUGUCGCCUUUUGGAUUUCCUUUUUGUUGAAGUGGCCCUUGCAUUAACACUCCAUUGUGCUGGACAGCGCAUCCCCUGCUCUCUGCGGCCCAGGUGGGAGGGUGCGGGAGCCGUGAGUCGUCUUUCCUCCUCCCCCUCCUCACGCGUAUCCCGCACUCCCCGCCCCCUCCUGGCUCUGCGCUUCUUCUGGCUGCCGGCACUGCGCCCCGCACCGCCGCAGCGCCGCGCCUCUGGACUGCCUAGGGAAGCACACACACUCCCACCCACCCGCCCCGGCCGCACCCCUGCCCAGGAUGUCGGCGCUCGAGUGGUAUGCCCACAAGUCCCUGGGCGACGGCAUCUUCUGGAUUCAGGAACGCUUCUACGAGUCGGGCAACCGCGCCAACAUCUGGCUUGUGCGCGGCUCUGAGCAGGACGUGGUGAUCGACACGGGCCUGGGGCUGCGCAGCCUCCCGGAGUACCUGUACUCUUCCGGUCUCUUGCAGGACCGUGGAGCAAAGGACGAUGCGGUGCACCGGCCGCUGCUGGCGGUGGCCACGCACGUGCAUUUCGACCACGCCGGCGGCCUCUACCAGUUUGACCGGGUGGCCGUGCACCACGCUGAGGCCGAGGCUCUGGUUCGUGGGGACAACUUUGAGACGGUGACCUGGCUGUCCGACAGUGAGGUGGUGCGGGCACCCAGCCCCGGCUGGAGGGCCAGGCAGUUCCGAGUGCAGGCUGUGCAGCCCACCCUAGUCCUGCAGGAUGGGGAUGUGAUCAACCUUGGUGACAGACAGCUCACUGUUAUGCACAUGCCCGGUCACUCCAGGGGCAGUAUUUGCCUACAUGACAAAGAUCGAAAGAUUCUCUUCAGUGGAGACGUCGUGUAUGAUGGAUCACUGAUUGACUGGCUCCCAUAUAGCAGGAUAAGUGACUAUGUUGGAACCUGUGAACGACUGAUAGAAUUAGUGGACAGAGGUCUGGUAGAGAAGGUGCUUCCUGGGCACUUUAAUACCUUUGGUGCUGAAAGGCUUUUUCGAUUGGCUUCCAACUAUAUUUCAAAAGCUGGGAUAUGUCACAGAAUUUCUACUUUUGCCAUGCGAUCUCUUGCUAGCUUAGCUCUUCGUGUAACAAAUUCUAGGACCUCACCCUAGUAUCUAUACUGAUAACCUAUUUUGAUUAAUUCUGUAAACUAGUCCAGUUCACUUUGUGUUGUUUGAAUGAUUGAUAGUGAGCAUUUCAAGAAGUGCUUUUAUAUUACUAUUGUAUAUUAGAGAAAGAAAGAUUGAGAAUGAAUAAGCCAAAAAAAAGAGAGAAGAUUAUAGUUUAAAGAUUUUUUUUUCUUUCUUCCAAACAAGAAACCACUGAAAUAGCUCGUAAUUUGCCAAAGCUGCCAUCUUUUCAUAUUUACCCUAGAAAUUACAUAGAAGUAUUUGGGGAAGCAAGGAGGCAUCAUGUGGGAGGAAAAAGAACUGUCUUUGUCACCCAUUUGUCUUAUUUUAUUCCUAGAUGUCCUGGAAAAAAAGGCAUAUGUUAAAAAAGAAAGUUUUAUGUUUAUAAUCCAAACAUGGUAUUUUUGGUAUUUUAUUUAAAGAUGAAGGUUCUUGGGUUUAAAAUACAUUAGAAUGCAAACAUAUAAGCUAGCAUUUAGAAUGAUAGCUAAAACAUUUCAUUGUUAUGGGUUGAAAUUUUUAUGCCUCAUUUUAUUUAUUCAUUCUUUGUGUAAUAAUAGUAUACAUUAUGUGAUGUGUAAUUUUACUUAUGCAAAGUACAAUGAAUUUUGUUUUAUUGCAAAGCUUUAAACUGCAGACGUGCACAGUAAAAAGCUACUAUAUAUAUUGUUAUUAUGUAAGUGUAAUAUUUGCGAUCAUAAAAGUAAAAUUUAAAUGUCUGUAAUCUAAAAAUUGUCGAAUUUCUCAAAAGGACACUGUCAGGCAAAUUGAAAAUAUACACAUUGAGAAUAAUUUUUUUAUUAUAUCCUAUUUUAAUAUUAACAGAUAUUAUGAACAAAAUUUUUCUUGUUAAAGAGCAACUUCAAUAUAUGUGUCAUAUUUUAUAGUAUCAAAACAACUAUAGGAAUCUAUUGCAUUCUGAUGUAAACCAUUCUUUUACUUUACAUAACAUGCAUCUGUAUCAUACAAGGCUUUUCAAAUUGAAUGCAAAAUGUGCGUUAGAUAUGAUUUAGAGUGAAUUACCUUUUUAUCCUGAUUCACAACACCUACUCUUAUUCAGUAUUCUUUGUAUGGAAUGAAAAGAAGUCUACAUUAGUAAAGACAUAGAAAAGGUUAUACGCCUGUUUAGUAAAAUGUUUUGGUUUGGUGCUCUUAAUAAUAAUUUAUUAAAAACCUUUUGAAAUAUUUCAUAAAGUUUUUUUAAACUGUUCUUUUCACUGCCUUUCUAUUAAUGACAUGUCUAAAACCAAAAUGAGGUAGCUUUGGAAAUCCAAUUUUUUUAGUAUUAGGAAGGUCCAUUAAUUUUGAUUUCUGGAAAAAAUAUGAAUUUUUUUCUAUCCUGCAGCCACCCAGGUUCUUUAGUUUUUACUCAUUCAAUACACAUGCACACAUCACAUACAUGCACAUAUAUACAGUCACACAAACAUACAUACAUACACAACAACACUGUGCUAAACACUGUGGAAGCUUAAAAAGUGAAAGAGACUACAUUCUAGCUAGGUUGAAGACAAACAUAAAACAUGAACAAUAAAAUGAACAAGUUGGAGUUAAUAUAAAUUUUACAUGAGUGUAAGGGACAUAAAUGAUGGGGUGUGAAGUUUGCUUAGGGAAAGGUUCUUGUAGGAGGUUGUUUUUGAGUUAGAUUUUUUUAGUUAGAUUUGGAAGGAUGAUGAUUUGUUAGGUGGUCAAGGUUGGAAAUAAAAAGACCUGAAAACAGGGAUGUAAGCAUUGCUGUCUAGAGUAGUCUAUUUCUUAUGAAAGUUUAUUUCUAAUUUUAGGAACCCCAUAUUUUCCAGACACCAUGUAUUUAGCAUGAGAAAGAUGGGGUUGUGAUUGUGUAUAUAACAGUCAUCCUUAAUGACAAGCAAGCUGUACUGCUGCAUACCACCAAAUGAACCUUAACUUAAAAUUGGAAUGGAUACCACCACAAUUUGCUCAGAGAAUAUCAUUGAAGUUUCUCUGUGAUAGUCAUUCAAGACAGUAGAUCUGUUUCAAAUGAUAGUGCAUCAAGAACAUAGUUUUGGUUCAUGGCAACUAUGAGCAAUCACUUAAUGAGCCUUAAAUAUAGCCAUUAUUUUUAUAUCAGCACAAAAAAAUACCAAAAGUCCUUAACCAUUGACCAUUUUAUCAUACUUUAGGAUAUGUUUUUUUAAAUCAGGGUAGAGUAGGCACUAAGUUUUAUUGGCAAAUAUUUAAACUUGCUGAAGGAUUUCCUUAUUUAAUAAAACUACAAUUUGUCAAAAACGCAUAGAUUUUUUUUUUUUUCACUUUUUCAAAUCGUACCAGAAAUGACUGUGAUAUUUUACUGUUAUUUCAAUGUGAAUAAAUUGGGGAAAGGAUCAAUCAUUCAUUGAGUGCCCAUGCCAGUCAUUUAAAAUAUGCAUUAUUUAACAUAAUCCUGGCCCCAUGCUGAGAGAUAAUUGACUAACCUUACACAAUACAACUUUGGACACAAAGCUAGUAUUUGGACACAGGCCUGUCUGCCACCCAAACUGUGUUCUUUUUCUUAUAUCUGCACAAUAGCAUAAAAUUGGCAAAGUGUAUUUUUACUUUUCAAGAUGCCAUAUGUGCCAAGAAUGAAUCAUGUGAUGUUAAAGCAUACUUUAAAAGAAGUUUAAAAAUAUAUAUUUUCACCCUGACAGUGACCCUUGUAAUUUGUGAUUUUUGGAGAUAUUAAUAUGUAGGUAUAAUUCUAAGUUGUCAAAAUGUAAAACAUUUAGAAAUAAUUUUCGUUGUUUAUAUUGUUAAUACUGAAUCUUGGAAAGUUCAUUUUCCUUACUUGAUGUUUCCUUUUAACUAAAAAGUUUAAAACAAACAAAAACCUUGUGUGUUAUCCUGAUACAGUUAAAUAAAGUUAUGUACGUUUGUUCUUCUGUGGCUAGUAAUAUGAAUGUGACAUGCACAAAUUGUCUUAUGAUUUUCAAAAAAGUGUAAGUAAACAUUUGUGUAAUAAAUAUUAAAGUGGGCAUUUUAA
This is a messenger RNA of Choloepus didactylus (southern two-toed sloth), 4194 nucleotides long. It is a transcript of the gene MBLAC2, whose product is annotated as metallo-beta-lactamase domain containing 2. NCBI's taxonomy places the organism in Eukaryota, Metazoa, Chordata, Mammalia, Pilosa, Megalonychidae. The transcript is spliced from 2 exons. The record is from RefSeq and is a predicted model, not a curated record. The coding region runs from base 363 to 1202 and encodes 279 amino acids.